This is a messenger RNA of Fusarium fujikuroi IMI 58289, 225 nucleotides long. RefSeq lists its product as uncharacterized. Lineage: Eukaryota; Fungi; Ascomycota; Sordariomycetes; Hypocreales; Nectriaceae. The coding region runs from base 1 to 225 and encodes 74 amino acids. The transcript is spliced from 2 exons. The record is from RefSeq and is a predicted model, not a curated record.
AUGUCCGACAAGCCUAUCACAAACCUCACCGAUACCGUGCCCAAGGCCAUGGAUGAGCAAGGCAGCGUUGGCAAGCAGUUCACAGAGAAUGGAUCUAUUGGAGGUACCGCUCAAAAGAUCGGUGGUCCCUUUGAUAAGGAGGGCGUGAUCGGGAAGCAAUUCACUACAGAGGGAAGCAUUGGGGGGGCGGUUCAGAACAAUAUGGGUGGAGAAAAGAAAGCAUGA